Tyto alba (common barn owl) is the source of this 1917-nucleotide messenger RNA. Its product is annotated as keratin, type II cytoskeletal 5. The record is from RefSeq and is a predicted model, not a curated record. Gene Ontology annotation, cellular component: keratin filament. Gene Ontology annotation, molecular function: structural constituent of skin epidermis. Gene Ontology annotation, biological process: intermediate filament organization; keratinization. NCBI's taxonomy places the organism in Eukaryota, Metazoa, Chordata, Aves, Strigiformes, Tytonidae. The coding region runs from base 96 to 1721 and encodes 541 amino acids. The transcript has 9 exons.
CAGCCUGGGGGAGCACAGCUUCACCUUGCUGCCUUCAUCCCCUUCCUCGCUGCUUUAUUCCUUCUGCCGCUCUCACCCUGCUCACGUCAGCUGCCAUGUCUCGCCAGUGUGCUGCAAGGAACCAGAGCAAAACUGGCUUCAGUGCUGCUUCUGCCUUCAUCCCAAACACCAGCAGCACCAGCUUCUGCUUACGUUCUGCAUCCCAAGGUGGAAGCUGCAGUACCGCCCCUGGGUAUGGAAGAUUUGCUGGAGGUUUUGGAAGCAGGAGCCUUUACAGUCUUGGUGGAUGCAAGAGGAUCUCCGUAGCUGGAAGAGGUGGUAGCUUCUAUGGACCUGCAGGUUUUGGUGCUGGCACUGGGAUCUCCUGCGGUUUUGGUGGUGCACUUGGUGGUGCCUUUGGGUUUGGUGGUGGCAUGGGUGGCCCUGGAUUCCCUGCUCUCCCAGCUGGGGGCAUCCAUGAAGUCUCAGUCAACCAGAGCCUUCUGAAACCUCUCAACCUGGAGAUUGACCCCAACAUCCAGAGUAUCCGUAAGGAUGAGAAGGAUCAGAUUCAAACCCUCAACAAUAAAUUUGCCUCCUUCAUUGACAAGGUCCGAUUCCUUGAACAACAAAAUAAGGUCCUGGAGACCAAGUGGGCCCUUCUGCAAGAACAGGGGAACAAACCAGUCAGAAAUAACAUUGAGCCCCUCUUCGAGACCUACAUCAACAACCUCAGGAGACAGCUGAACAGCUUGCUGACAGACAAGGAGAACUUGGGAGGGGAGCUGAACAAGGUGCAAGGCCUUGCUGAGGACUUCAAGAACAAAUAUGAAGAGGAGAUCAACAAGCGUACAGCUGUUGAGAAUGAAUUUGUGAUCCUGAAGAAGGAGGUGGAUGCUGCCUACAUGAACAAGACAGAGCUGCAAGCCAGGCUGGACUCCCUUAUGGAGGAAAUAGAUUUCCUCAGAGCCCUCUAUGAAGCUGAGCUGUCUCAGAUGCAGACCCAGAUCUCCGACACCUCAGUCAUCCUGACCAUGGACAACAACCGCAGCCUGGACAUGGAUGGGAUCAUCGCGGAGGUCAAAGCGCAGUACGAGGACAUCGCCAACCGGAGCCGGGCAGAGGCCGAGUCCUGGUACCAGUCCAGGUAUGAAGAGUUGCAGGCUACCGCAGGCAGGCACGGGGACGACCUCCGUCACACCAAGCAGGAGAUCUCCGAGCUCAACCGCCACGUCCAGCGGCUGCGGUCUGAGAUCGACAGCGUGAAGAAACAGUGCGCCAGCUUGCAGACAGCUAUUGCAGAUACCGAGCAGCGCGGGGAGCUGGCUCUCAAGGAUGCCAGGGCAAAACUGGCCGAGCUGGAGGCAGCUCUGCAGAAAGCCAAGGCUGACCUGGCCCGGCAGCUCCGCGAGUACCAGGAGCUCAUGAACGUCAAGCUGGCCCUGGACAUCGAGAUCGCGACCUACAGGAAGCUGCUGGAGGGCGAGGAGUGCAGGCUCUCUGGAGAAGGUGCCAGCACGGUGAAUAUCUCUGUGACCAGAACCCCUGCAGGAACGGGAUAUGGAAGUGGAAACUGUCUCAGCUUCGGAGGCAGCAGUGGUGUCGGAGGAGAGAUCUGUGCUGGAGGAAUGGGCUUCAGCUCUGGAAGCGGACAAGGCACAGCCGGGUCAUGCAUGGUUGGUGGAAGCAGUUCCAGCAUGAAGUAUGUCUCCACCACCUCUUCAACCAAGAGAUGCUAUUAAAGUCAGACAUCAGCACUGUUAGCUAGCGUGUGCCAAGUUUCCUCUCAUACUGUGUUCAAUCCUUACCCUGCUACUUGCAAAAGAUUUGGAAGUCAAAGCUGUCUGUCCUUAUUUAUAUAAAACUUGUCAUCUUCCUGUUUGUUCUUUUACUCUUUGAAAAAUUAGUGUUUGUCUAAUAAAAGGCACGUGAAAUUAA